AUGACUGGUGCCAUGCCUAUUGAUAUUUCGACUCGGCAGACAACCUCGGUGUCGCCGCCGGGUCAACAGGCAUCUAAUCUGACCUCGGCGCUGCAAAGAGCGGGUAACGGCGAGCGUACAGGCAGCUUUUCACAUCUUCCCGGGGGAGGACUCGGCGUAUUCAAGGCUCCGCCACCUCGUAAGGACUCGUUUGGCACAACCACGGCACAAUGGGGGAACGGGACGAAACCAAUCUCGAUGUCGGGAUCUGCCCGCGACAAAGGUCGCCGCGAGUCGCUCGCUGGAAGCUUGAAGCCGCGGGGGAACCGCCCACCGUGUGUUGCUAUUGUCGCACCGCAUCAAGAGCUGACCAAGGAAAAUUUCCGCAGUAUCAUAAUGACUGGCACGUCACCAUUUACCUUCCAGUCACCAUCUUUCCACUCCUCAUCGUAUCUCCCGAAGCUGGAAGCGAAUUUUAUGCGAGACUUUUCGUGCUGCGGUGUGACGUUACCGACGCUCCAUGACCUUUUACAACACUACGAAGAAGCCCAUGCGACCAAGUCGCCCAAUCAAGGCCACCGACAAAGCCAGGGUGAAAAUCGAGCUGCCUUGGCGGCUGCCGCAAUUGCCCAGCAACAGAACCAACAGCAUGGCGGCCAAGGACGCGGUCUGCAGCCCGACCGGACCCUAGACAUGCAGCGCAAAUUGGGCCAGAAUCCAUCACCAUUGCAGCACGCAGACCUAGACACAAUCGAUGACAUGGAGAUGGACGACGCCUUAGGAGAUGGAGACGGCUCAGCCUCGCAGAUGUUCUCUUCUCAGCUGCAUGAGGGUGGACAGGGCGGAUAUGGUAACUCCAACCAGCAGCAGUUAAAUCUGAGUAUGCUUCCAAAUCACCAAGGAUAUAGCACACCCUCGCAACCUGGUACACCGAUCGGAUCUGGGCGACCGCUUUCAUUGCAAAACAAUCCGACUGUCUCUUCCGUCAACACCCCAACUUUGAUGGCCAACCCGCUCCAAAAUUCGCAGUUCCGAAAUACGCCCGAUUCAUCCGGACCAGGGACCCCGGCCGAAAUUGACGAAAGCAUGAUGGGUGGAUUCGGUGAUCUCAGUAUGCAAAAUAACACCAUGGGCCAAAACCAGAAUCAGUUUGGUCGCUUCAGUGGGAACAAUAAUGACAUGGUCGAUCUUUGCAUCGAUGAACCGGCCAAGCGGCUGUUCAGCCCCAGUGGUGGCAUGGGUUCUCCCAAUGCUCACUUUAAGCUCAGUGGAGCUCAGUAUGGCCCGAAUAGCGAUAUCGCACGACGGAUACGCGAACAACAGCUGCUCGCUGGGGUCCCCGACACCACCGUUAUUCUUCCUAACGAAGAACCCAAGCCGUUCCGAUGCCCCGUUAUCGGCUGCGAGAAGGCAUACAAGAACCAAAACGGGCUUAAAUACCACAAAGCUCAUGGCCAUAAUAACCAGCAACUUCAUGACAACGCCGAUGGCACUUUCUCAAUAGUCAAUCCAGAGACAUCAGCGCCGUACCCUGGCACACUUGGCAUGGAGAAGGAAAAGCCCUACCGCUGCGAGGUAUGCGGCAAGCGCUACAAGAAUCUGAACGGACUUAAGUACCAUAAAUCGCACUCACCACCCUGCAACCCGGAUUUCCAGCUUGGAGGUCGUAACCUCGCCCUUGGCGGUGGAGUCAUGCACGGGCAGAACAUCAACGUUGCUGGAGCUGGCCUCCCCGGAAUUGGCGAAGAAGGCCUUAUGUGA
Messenger RNA from Penicillium digitatum Pd1, 1740 nucleotides. NCBI's taxonomy places the organism in Eukaryota, Fungi, Ascomycota, Eurotiomycetes, Eurotiales, Aspergillaceae. The record is from RefSeq and is a predicted model, not a curated record.